GAUUAAAGCCAACUGCGCUGUUGAAAAUUUGUGAGUGGGUCACAAAGAAAGGCGUGAGCUGAGGAGGAAAAGCUUUAAGGGAUAGAGAGAGGCAUCCAUCCCCCGAAGAUUUUCCAGCCAAUCUUUGUUUGUAAUCGCCACGAAACAGCGAAGAAAGUGGAAUCCCAUCAUCAUCAUCAUUUGGAAAGUAAAAGUUAAAGGUAAAGAGGGGGAAGGGGAGGGGGAGGAGCGCAGAUUUGAAAGAGAGAGAGAGAGAGAGAAAUAAAGGGGAGAAAUCGGGGAAGAAGGAGGGUUUAGAAGGACGAAUUCGAUGAUGCAGACUCAGAGGACGCUCGAGAGCCAGCAAUCGCUGAUGCAAUCGGGCCAGAUUUCGGGGAGUUUGAGCUUCAACGGGAGUUUGAGCAAGGAAGACGAGGAGAUGUCGAAGUCGGCGCUCUCCACUUUCAAAGCCAAGGAGGAGGAGAUUGAGAAGAAGAAGAUGGAGGUUAAGGAGAAAGUUCAAGCGCAGCUCGGUCGAAUUGAGGAAGAAACUCGUCGGUUGGCCACUAUUCGCGAGGAAUUAGACUCCCUCGCCGAUCCGAUGAAGAAGGAAGUCUCUCUUGUUCGUAAGAAAAUCGAUUCCGUCAACAAGGAGUUAAAGCCACUCGGGCAGACAUGCCAGAAGAAGGAGAAAGAAUACAAAGAGGCCCUUGAGACGUUCAACGAAAAGAACAAAGAGAAGGUACAGCUGAUUACAAGAUUGAUGGAGUUGGUGAGCGAAAGCGAGAGGUUGAGGCUGAAGAAGCUUGAGGAACUGAGCAAGAACAUAGAAACAAUACGCCCCGCCUAAUCACGUUCACGCUCCCGGUUCGGCAUUCUAAUUAGGAUUGUGUGAUGUAUUUAAGAGAGUCAUUUCUAUUUAUAUAUAUAUAUGUGUAUGUAUACAUACAGCUUGUCGGGUGUUCUUCGAUCGAUCGGGUUUGGUUGUGCGUCGUCUUCAUCAUUUAGCUGGGAGAGAAUUCUCUCCUGUUCUUUGUUCAUUUUCUUUUAACAGGUUUGUAUUUUGUAACUAAAACAGGUCUCUUGGAACCAUGGAUUCUUCCAAAAUUCCUUUUUCUUUUUUUUUUUCUGAAUUUUCAUUCAUUGACUCUUUGUAUUUA
Molecule: messenger RNA, 1139 nt
Organism: Andrographis paniculata
Lineage: Eukaryota; Viridiplantae; Streptophyta; Magnoliopsida; Lamiales; Acanthaceae
Product: myosin-10-like
Exons: 4
Coding region: 311-829 (172 amino acids)
Source: RefSeq, a predicted model, not a curated record